AUGUCGACCAAAGUCUUUGAAUAUGCUGGUGCAAAGUUCGUCACCAACAACUAUGCUGCAAUCCUGUCAAAUGCUGAAGCUCCAUCUGAGUUUCAUCUCAUUCAAGACUAUCUUGCUCACAGUGAGUUCAUGUAUGCACUCACACAACCAGAAGUUAUUUCUCCGGCACAAGUUUUGACUCUCUGGCGUUCAGCAAGAUAUAAUGAUGGUGGUGAAAACGGAUCACCAUCUUUGACAUGCUCCUAUGAGGGUCAGGAGUAUAUUAUAACUCCUGAAACGGUUCGAAAGGCUCUUCACCUUCCAGAGCAUUCCAAGUAUCACAGCUCUGUCUCUACACAAACUCUGAAGGAUAUGAUGCAAUUCUUUGGAUACUCUGGCAACACUGAUAAGAUGGGGGAACUUAAGCGCCCUUGUCUCUGCAAAGAAUGGAGUUUCUACUAUGACUGUAUAACAAGAGCUUUUGGGAAUAAAUGCAGCAAUUUUGAUGCUAUUCCUCUCUUCAGUCAGCAGAUUGGGUAUGCUCUUAUCCAUAAUCUCAAUUUUGAUAUAGCACCAUCUAUUUUGAGAUUUAUUGGUGAUAGGAGAUUAGAAGAUGAAAAUACUGUCUACUUUGCUAGAUUUUGUCAGCUUAUUUUCUCUUACUGUUUUCCCCUGGUCCCUAUUCCUGAUACUGACACUGAACUACCCUUUAAAAUCACAAAACGAGCCUUCACUGAUUUAAUCAAAAAGGACAGUAAGAAACCUCAACUGCCUGUUUUUGCUAUACCAGUAACUGUUCAGGAUAAACUGAAGCUGGCAAUGCCAGAUAAAUAUGAUUCAUUAUUCUCUGAUGAGAAUUUACCAUCCUCCACCCACCAGACACAAGAUAUACCAACCUCUGGUCCUUCCCAAGAAGGGCCAGUUGUAAAAUCUGAUCUAAACACAACCUCUGGUCCUUCCCAAAAAGGGCCAGUUGUAAUAUCUUCACCAUCAAGGGUACUGAGGUCUUCUAAAUCUCCAUCCAAACAGUCAUCCAAACAGUCAUCCAAACAGCCAUCUCCUCCACCUAGGAAGAGAAGAUUUCCGCAGAGAUUUUCAGACUCUGACUCUGACCCUGAGCCAGAACCAGUUCCUCUAAUCUCAAGGCCCAGGAAGAAGAUCAAGCCCACCUCCACAAUUACUGAUCUUACUGUGGACCAUCCUCAGGAAUCCACAGUCAAUCCUCUUGAGAUGGUCACAGUUUCUGAUCCGCUGAUGGUAGAACCUCUAUCUGUAGUACCCCUAACUACUACAUCAGAAGCUGACAUUCCAAUGACAGAGCACAUUCCUCAGUCAGAGGAUCUUGUGCCACACUCACCAGCAGAUGCUAUAACUCUCUCAGAACAUACUCCAGAAGCACAUGUCUCCACUCCAGAAGCAAUUAUAACUACUCCAGACAUUGCUCAAGAAAUUCAGACCCCUGUUGAAAAUUUAGUUGCAGCUCCUGAUCAGGAGAUAUUAUCUGCUGCAAAUUCUGAGGAAGCUACAGCUCCUCUGUGUUCACAGACACUCAGUAUUGCAGUUGAUGAUGAUGAUGAUACAGAUACUACAAAGGUCACUUCUGUUCAUCCUAUUGACUCAGCUAUUCUUGCAGCUGAAGUCUCUGCUGAGAACAAAGUAAGCAUUUCAGUCAGGGAAGUUUCUCCAGUCAGAGAUCCUUCACCUGUUCAACCUGCGUCAACGGCUCCUGUCUGUGAAAUUCCUCUUUCCAAACCUACAGAGAACAGAGUUUGUACUCUCAGUUACUCCAAGAGGAUGCACAGAGCUCCAAUUUCCUCUGUGGAAGCCAGACUAUCCUCUAUAGAAUCUACUCAGAAAUCCAUGCAGCAAACUCUGGCUGAGUUGAGCUCUUCUGUUGCUCAACUGGUGAAAUUUCUCAACCCCAAUGAUGUCAAAAAGGGGGAGAAAGUACUAAAAGACAAAUGCAAGGUUGAUCAGCAACAGAGAAAACCUGAUGAUGAGGAAGAGAAUGAAGAUAAGAAGAAGUCGGAAGAGGAUGAAGAUAAGAAGAAGUCUGAAAAUUUAAAACACUCUCAGAGUAAAUCUGAAGAAAAGAGGUGUGAUAAGGCUGGAAGCAGUUCUCAUCCAUCUCAGAAAACAAAAUCUCAACCUCUGAUACCAGCUGACAGUAAAACCAGAGCUCUCUCUGAGCAAUUAAUUGAGCUUGGUAAUCCUGAAUCUAAGAUUCUGAGUCACACAGUGAAGUUUCAGGGAGAGGAAACAACCUUCUUCUACAAGGCCCCUACACAACUGGAUUUUGAUGAAGCAGUUGCAAAGAACCUAUUUGAAGAAGAAAAUCCAGGAGUGUCACUUGAAGAUGCUAGAAAAGAAGAAGAAAGGUUGGCUGCUGAGAAGAACAAGACAAGAAAAUUGAAGCCUGAUGAAAAGGAAACUCAAACUGAUCAUUCAAAAGUAAGCUCUGAUGGCAAGAAACUGGUCACUAAUUCCUCUACAAGGAAAUUAACUUCUUCAAGAAGAAAAGGAAUUGUGAUCAGUGAAGUUAAUUACUCUGAUAUCAAUAGGCCCAGAGUUUAUCAGAAGAAGACUGAAUCUGAUUCCAGUGAAAAAGGGAAAAAGAUUAUAGAUGGUGCUCCAUCUAAAAGAAAGGUUGAAUCAGAAGUUAACCAAACUCUUGAGAUCAUUCCUGAGUCCACUGAUCAGAGUUUAGCCUCUGACAUUGCUCAAGCUGAAGAUGUGAAGAAAGAAAAGCUGAAGCCAGUUGAUGACAGAGCUACCUGGAUCAAGUCAAUCUCUGACAAGGCUCAAGUUGACACAGCUGAAUCUAAGAAGAAGAGUUUAUUUGGAAGCCUUGGUACAAGUCAGUACAAGGAAAGCUCUUUAUUUACUCAGAUCAGAGCAAAAGGAACAAGAGGGAAAGAAGCAAGAGACACUACAGGUCUGGGUCACAGAAAGGAGAAAAUACAGACAAGUGCAGCAACUAACUUCAGAGAUCCAUUCCUUUUUACUAAAAAGGCUGGAGAAGCUGUAACACAGGAAGACCUUGACAGAAUAGAAUCAGCACAAAUUCUGAUAGACACUCAUGAUGGACGAGAAGACAAGGAAAAAAUUGCUAUAUUUUUGGAAUCUGGCAGGGUUUACAGAAUUUCUGAAGCUGAUCUACUGUUAAAAUCUCUGAGGGAACUUGAGCAUAUUCACUAUAUGCUUGAGAUAAAGAAUGAAGCAUCCAGAAGAUGGUCUGACAGAAUGAAGAGAACUAUUCAAGAGAAAAGAAGAUUCUAUGGGAUAAGUUCUGAUGCUGAAUAUGUGCCUAAGAUAACCUUGGAAGAUGGUUCAGAGAUUGAUAUGGAGAAAAAUAGCUCUGUUAUGGAGACUAUUGCUGGAACCAGAAUUCUGGGUUAUAAUAAUGAAGCUGAAAGACCAGGAGCCAUUCAGUUGGGAGAAGCCAUGAAGAGAAGCAAAGCUAAUGCUUUGAGAUCAGCUAUAUACCAGACAGGAGAUGAAGAUGAAGAAUUAAUUACUUCAUGCAUUUGUCCUUGA
This is a messenger RNA of Daucus carota subsp. sativus, 3516 nucleotides long. RefSeq lists its product as uncharacterized. The record is from RefSeq and is a predicted model, not a curated record. NCBI's taxonomy places the organism in Eukaryota, Viridiplantae, Streptophyta, Magnoliopsida, Apiales, Apiaceae. The transcript is spliced from 2 exons. The coding region runs from base 1 to 3516 and encodes 1171 amino acids.